Messenger RNA from Pseudomyrmex gracilis, 417 nucleotides. Its product is annotated as histone-lysine N-methyltransferase SETMAR-like. NCBI's taxonomy places the organism in Eukaryota, Metazoa, Arthropoda, Insecta, Hymenoptera, Formicidae. The transcript has a single exon. Bases 1 to 417 code for a protein of 138 amino acids. Gene Ontology annotation, molecular function: nucleic acid binding. The record is from RefSeq and is a predicted model, not a curated record.
AUGAGCUGCUCCCAUUGGGCACUCAAUUCGGACCUCUAUUGUCAACAACUGACCAGAUUGAAGCAGGCGAUCGACCAGAAGCGGCCAGAAUUGGCCAAUAGGAAGAGUGUUGUGUUCCAUCAACACAACGCUAGGCCACACACAUCAUUAACGACGCGCCAGAAGCUCCGAGAGCUUGGAUGGGAGGUUUUAUUGCACCCGCCGUAUAGUCCAGACUUGGCACCAAGCGAUUAUCACCUUUUCAAGCAUUUGCAAAAUUUUCUUGAUGGUACAAAACUGGCCUCAAGAGAGACUUGUGAAAAUGAGCUGACCAAGUUUUUUACCAAUAGGGACGAGGACUUCUUCAAUCGCGGAAUUAUGAAAUUGCCUUCAAAAUGGACAAAAGGUAUCGAACAAAACGGCGCAUAUUUGAUCUGA